AUGCCGGUUGGUUGCCCAAUGCAUAUCACUCUGCAAAAACUUAAAGCUUUGAAGCUUUGCCUUAAGGACCGGAACCUCAACGUCUUUGGGAAUGUUCAUAGACAACUGGAAGAAGCUCGUGGUAAGCUAGCUAAUAUUCAAUACACUAUUUCUUCCAAUGGGUACAAUGAACAACUUUUCUCGGCUGAAGUCGAGGCAAAAACGGCUGUGCUUGAAGCAACCCGGCGUCAAGAAGCUUUUUGGCGGGACAAAGCUAAGGUCAAAUGGCUAACAGAUGGGGACAAAUGCACAGCUUUCUUUCAUGCAUAUGCUAGAAACAAGACAGCUAGAGCUACUAUAAAUUAUCUUCAUGAUGGUCGUUCACUUCUAACUGAUUUGGAUGACAUAUCCAAUCAUGUGGAGUUUCGUCUGCAGAGGUAUAAGAUUGAGAAUAAUACAACAGGGGAUCAUGUACAUGAACGAGGCGAUGAUGAUGUUGGUGCCAAUUUAAACCGGAGCUUAUUUGGAAAAAGUACUAAAGUGAAGUGCCUGAGUGAUGCUGGAUUUUUCCCCGACGAGGUUGAUAUAUCUGGUGAACCUACAUUCAGGAAGUUUUUUAGUGGUGUAGUAAGCUUGCAGGGGGUGAAGAAGAAUCUGCCACGAUUUUGUACGAGACACCUUGAUCCUACUUCAUGCUUCUUCCCUCAGAACUUAAUCUCCGGGAUCAAAACCCCUCUAUUUAUACUCAACUCAGCAUAUGAUAUAUAUCAGUUCUAUGCCAUUUUAGUUCCGGCAUCAACAGAUCCCAAUGGCUUGUGGGACAAUUGUAAAUCAAACAUUACAAACUGUUCUCCAUCUCAGUUACAAAUAAUGAAAGGUUAUAGGAGUCAAAUGCUGAAUCUACUAAAACCAAUCUCGAAGUCUAAGCAAAAUGGGAUGUCUAUAACUUCGUGUUAUGCGCAUUGUCAAGCUCAGUAUCAAGUCAUGUGGCAUGCUGAUAACUCUACACUUAUUGGCACUAAGACAAUCUCGCAAUCUGUCGGAGAUUGGUAUUUUGAUCGGGCAGAAGUUAAGGUCUAUGAUGAAGGUUGCCACUAUUUGGUACCUCAAUAA
This is a messenger RNA of Fragaria vesca subsp. vesca, 1092 nucleotides long. RefSeq lists its product as uncharacterized. The record is from RefSeq and is a predicted model, not a curated record. NCBI's taxonomy places the organism in Eukaryota, Viridiplantae, Streptophyta, Magnoliopsida, Rosales, Rosaceae. The transcript has 3 exons. Bases 1 to 1092 code for a protein of 363 amino acids.